Molecule: messenger RNA, 1949 nt
Organism: Prorocentrum cordatum
Lineage: Eukaryota; Dinophyceae; Prorocentrales; Prorocentraceae
Source: the annotation of a GenBank genome assembly
CUGCCCCAAGCGUGCCAGGGUACGGCGGGGCGCGGCAGCAUAUGAGCCAUGAGCGCCCCGACGACUUACGAGGAGCAGCUGUCCGUGCUGAUUGCAUUCUACCGUAGGCACGACAGCAGCAAAGGCGGCGAGGGUUGCCGCGCCAUCCUGGACAAGCGGCGUGGCGAGGCCCCGGUUGUUGCGCCCAGCGACUUCACCGAGCUGUGCGCCAAGCUGCAGCAGAAGUACGGCGAGAACCCACUUCGGCCACCAGGUGCCUCUCGCGAGGUGGACGGAGCAGUGCCCGUGACGCUGAACGCUCAGGUCGCAGCCCUUGACGCGUUUUACGCCAGGCAUGACCCCGCCAAGGUGGGGGAGAGCUGCAGGGCGAUGGUGGACAAGCGCCGCGGUGCGGAGCCAGCGAUGAGGCCUGACGGCUUCCGCGAGCUCUGCGCCAAGCUGCAGCAGAAGUACGGCGAAAGCCCACUGCGGUCACCAGGUGCCUCUCGCGAGGUGGACGGACCAGUGCCCGCGACGCUGAACGCUCAGGUCGCAGCCCUUGACGCGUUUUACGCCAGGCAUGACCCCACCAAGGUGGGGGAGAGCUGCAGGGCGAUCGUCGACAAGCGCCGCGGUGCGGAGCCAGCGAUGAGGCCUGACGACUUCCGCGAUCUCUGCGCCAAGCUGCAGCAGAAGUACGGCGAGAGCCCGCUGUUGUCGCCCGCUCGCACCGAAGUGACGAAGCCUGCAACGCCCUCCAGGGCAGCAGCCGCUGCUGGCCUGGUGGCCUCGGCCGUCCGAGAUGCCGCGCCCUCUGGUGCUGCCGCGGGGGACGCUGGCACGCCUAGUUCCGCCGCUGGCGGAGCCACGGCAUCUCCCGGAGCCGCGGUCUUAGCAGCUGCUGAGGUCAGCAGUUCUCCAUACGCGGGAGCUGGAACGCCUCCUGGGGCCGUGGCUGCCACCGCUGCUGGCCGAGGAAGCCCAUCUGCCGGCGCAGCCAAGACGCCGUCGGCCAGCUCUGGCUCGCGGGCCGCCGAGAGCGCGGCACCCCCAGGCGCCUGCGCCGCCGAGGCGCCUGCGGGCGUCAGUGCGCCGGCCGGUGCCGCAGGUCCAGACGCUGCUGGAGCCGCGACACCCUCGAUGGCUGCUGAGCAAGCUGCUGCCAGCUGUGCAAGUCCGACCGCCAACGGCUCUGGUGGGGUGCCCUCAACUCUGGCAUCCCAGUUUGCAGUUCUGGAUCGAUUUUAUGCCAAGUACGAUCGCGCCAAGGCUGGCGACAGCUGCAGGGCCAUUCUGGAUACGCGGCGCGGCGCCAACCCAGCGAUGAGGCCAAGCGAUUUUGCUGAGUUGUGCGCCAAGCUGCAGCAGAAGUAUGGCGAGAACCCUCUGGCCCCGCGGGCGGCACACUCGAACGGGUCCGCGGCUGCAGUUGGCGUCGCCACUUACGCCAGCGCUGGACAUGGGGUUGUGCCGCUUACGUACGAGGCACAGCUGAGCAUCCUGGACAGUUUCUACGCCAACUGCGACAAGCAGAAGGUGGGUGCUGGCACGAAGGCGAUCCUGGACCAGCGCCGUGGCGCCUCGCCGGCGCUUGAGCUUGGCGCCUUCGCGGAGUUGUGUUGCAAGAUCGCUGACAAGUACGACGCGAGCCCGCUGGAAGCGCCAGUGCCGGCAGACGCGCAGGCGCAGCUGGCGAGCCUCAACCGCUUCUACGCCACUCACGACAGCAGCAAGGUCGGUGCUGGCAGCCAGGCGAUCCUGGACGCACGGCGCGGCGGCAACCCGACGCUGGGGCGCGCGGCUUUCUUGGAGCUGUGCUGGAGGCUUCAGGCGAAGUACGGAGAGAACCCGCUCCUCGCUUGAUGCCCUGGGCCCCGCUGCCACGCCAGGAGGUGCCCUUUGCGCUGCGUUCGGCCCUGGUCUGGUCUAUCUCCAAAGGUGGACUUUUUACGUGCGGCGUUUCAGAAAAA